AGGGGGGCUCAUGAGAUCCGCGAGAUUCGACAGUUUCAUUUCACCGGCUGGCCGGAUCACGGCGUGCCCUAUCACGCCACGGGCCUGCUGGGGUUCAUUAGGAGGGUCAAGUCCAAGACUCUGAACAACGCUGGACCCAUGGUGGUUCACUGCAGCGCUGGGGCCGGUCGGACCGGCUGCUUCAUCGUCAUCGACAUCAUGCUGGACAUGGCGGAGAGGGAAGGCGUGGUGGACAUUUACAACUGUGUGAGGGAGCUGCGCUCACGGAGGGUCAACAUGGUCCAGACUGAGGAGCAGUAUGUUUUUAUCCAUGAUGCCAUUUUGGAGGCAUGUCUUUGUGGCGACACAACCAUCCCUGCCAGCCAGCUCCGCUCCGUCUACUACGACAUGAACCGCCUCGACCCGCAGACCAACUCCAGUCCCAUCAAGGAGGAGUUCAGG
Messenger RNA from Nematolebias whitei (Rio pearlfish), 441 nucleotides. RefSeq names its product receptor-type tyrosine-protein phosphatase mu. Gene Ontology annotation, molecular function: protein tyrosine phosphatase activity. Lineage: Eukaryota; Metazoa; Chordata; Actinopteri; Cyprinodontiformes; Rivulidae. The record is from RefSeq and is a predicted model, not a curated record. Gene Ontology annotation, biological process: protein dephosphorylation.